AUGAAGGAAGAAAGGGAGACCAAGGACUCGUUCGUAGACGACACCGGCGAGAACAGGAUGAAGAUACGGCCACAGGACGUGCCAGACGGCGUGGCCGAGAGGAAGCCGAAGCGAUUCAAGGGAAUUCCGUCUCUCAGGACAAUCACAAACCCAUUGGACCUGUCUCCUACGAAUCCAAUUCUGAGAAUGCUGAAAGUGCCUGGAAUAAUAUUCUGUAGCACCAUAGGAGGGUAUCUGGUUGGGAAGCUGGGGGCAAGGCCGUUCUACCUGGUGCUGAUAGGCCACUGCAUCUACGCGUUCUACAGGAGGCGAGUCAGCCAGUACCAGCUGAGCGUCGACACGAUCAUGGGCCAGGCCGAGCGCCUGAAGAGCAUGGGCGAGCACGAGAGCGUCGAGUGGAUGAACUACGUCGUCAGGCGCGCCUGGCUGAACGUGGAGGCGGCCGUGAGCUCCGAGAUCCACUCGGCCGUGAACAAGGUGCUCAAGGCGAAUUGCCCGAAGUUUCUGAAGAGCAUAAAGCUAAGUGAAAUUACACUUGGAACGGAGCCACCUGUGGUCGAGCGAGUGAAGUUCGUGGACGAGAGGGAGGACGUGGUGGUGCUGGAGGCGUCCGUUGCCUUCGUUCCGCUCCAGGACGAGGCGGUCUUCACGGAGCCACGAAGCCACUGGAACACGUGCAUCCAGCUCAGCGUGGCCCUCAACAACCUGAUUUCGCUGCCGAUUCUGGUCAGAAACUUCACGUUCUCGGCCACGAUGCACGUCGAGCUCUCGCUCCUGAAGAAGGCGCCCUUCGUCGACAAACUCAGGUUCCAGUUCACCGAGCUGCCCGUAAUCGACUUCGUCUUCAUUCCGCUGAAAAUAUGCGACUUCAUGGACCUGCCUCUGCUGAGCAGCACGCUCAAGUCGACCGCAAACAGGCAGCUGAGUGCCAUUCUCGUUGCGCCCCACUUCCUCGAGGUCGAUUUGAGCAAGGUCGACAAAUACGCCGGAAAGAGGAUUGGCGUGAUCUGCGUGAGACUGGAGAGCCUGCUUUCGGCGGACGAUGGCAUCAAAUCGGUGACGCUGUCGAUCGAUGGCACCGUCUUUGGCGAGACAGAGAAACACGAAGGAAGAAACCCAAAAUUCAACGAGGUGUUUUAUGCACUGGUAAAGGACACGAACACGACCAUUUCGCUACGACACCACCAGGAGGCUGACCAAUUUGGGGUGAUUCACCUUCGAAACCUGAACAAGCACAGCUACUCCGAGAACAUCAACAUGUGCAAUGGUCACGGCCAGUCCCUGCUUGGAGCCACGACUCUUUUCUACCAGGCCACUGAGUCAAAGAAGGAAAGUGCCAUUUUGAGCAUAAAAGUCGUAGGCGUAGACAAUUUGCAUAAACGAGGAAUGUCGAAGAAGCUGCUCUACAACACGUACGUCAUCGUGAGGGUGGUGCAGCAGAGCACGAAGAGGACGAUAGCGGAGUUCGAGACGAAGCGCAUCUUCGCGUCUCGCAGCCCGCAGUUCAACGAGAAGUUCGAGCACUUUGUGAGGGACUUCGACCUCUACGACCUGGCGGUGAAGGUGGUCGACGACAAGGACGAUUCGCAGAUCGGAGACCUCUACGUCCCCCUCUCUGACAUCCACGACUGCUCCACUGGCACCAGCAGCCGAUUCAGACUCAGAGGAGUUGAAAAUGGGGAAAUUCUCUUUGAAUUUGGAAUGGAAUACAUCGAUAUCCACGACAGUAGAAACGUGUCACUAAAAAGUGAAGAUGAAUCAGAGGCGAUCAACAGCGAAGUUGACGAGAGCAGGGCGUCGAGGAAGGGCGUGAAUGGGAUGAACAUGUCGACUGAGACAGAAAUAAGCAGGCACCAAACAAGGGUGGAGGAGCCUGGGGCUCCUCCGCCACCUGAUCCAACUGAAUUCCACCCUUUGAAGCUGCCUGAACCAGUUGGCCUCGAUCUCGGAAUCUACAACCUGAAGAAGCAGUCGAAGAGGCUGAUCGACUUCAAAUACGCCGUACAAGUCACCUCGGUCUCGUUCAGCAGCCGUGGCUCCUUCUACUUCGUCUUCGAAACCAACUCGAUGGUUCAGAAGACGCAGCAGUUCACCACAGUCAUCGGCAGCAGAGUCAGCUCCCUUCUUCCAAUCAGCAACGAGCGAGUCGUCCUCGUCCGCCUCUUCAAAAUCACCGUCAACGGCGACUCGCUCAUCGGAGAGGAGUUCGUCGACAUCAGCGGCAGCUGCUUCGUCUGCGUAUUCGACAGAACACGCGUUGAAUUCGCCAUUUCGAAGACGGCCCUCGUCAGAAACCACAACAAGAAGCACAGCACCAAAUUCGUCCAAAUUCGAUUCAACUCCUUCGACAACCUGAUCGAGUCGCUCCACUUUUACGACGGAAGAAGCCUCGUUUAUGCCAGUGAAAUUUUCAGGCGAUUUCUGUUCAAAAUGGAAGGGGGGACGAAUCUGAGGGUGAAGCACCUGAAAACAGUCGAAAUUGGAAAGACCGAAAUGGAGAACGAGGAGGUCGACUUGGGCAACUUCAGGAGGAGCAGCGGCUCGUCGGAGCUGCUGGCGCACGCCGACCUGGUCACAGUGGGCUGCGACGUCCCAUUCGUGAAGGACAUGCUCAGAGGCGUCCUUGAAAUCCACGUCAUCAACGCAACAGGGGUGGAGCCGCCUUCUUCGGCCACCGCAAACCCGUUCGUGGUCGUCUACGUCAACAAAGAGAGCGUAUUCAAAACAGCGGUGAAGAGGGGGACAAGGAGCCCGGAAUUCAACGAGUCCGUUGACGUGGAGGUCGUGAAGGAGAUCGACAGACUUGGACUGACCAUUUAUGAGCAUAACAGAAUUGCAGCAAAUGAGAUACUGACAUUCUGCGAGUUUCCACUCUACAACCUGGUUCCAGGCUACAGCAAGCACGAAUUGGCAAUGAAGGACGCCCACAGUGGAGCAGAGACCAAGACAGUUCUAACUGUCCUAUUCAACUACAAAAGAAGUAGAAAAUGA
Enterospora canceri is the source of this 2991-nucleotide messenger RNA. The record is from the annotation of a GenBank genome assembly. NCBI's taxonomy places the organism in Eukaryota, Fungi, Microsporidia, Enterocytozoonidae.